Messenger RNA from Bombyx mandarina (wild silkworm), 1004 nucleotides. RefSeq lists its product as uncharacterized. The record is from RefSeq and is a predicted model, not a curated record. Lineage: Eukaryota; Metazoa; Arthropoda; Insecta; Lepidoptera; Bombycidae.
CACACCCGUUUUGUGCUAAAGGUAAACACAAUCCAACUAUUUAUUCAAGAAGUAUAUAAAAUACAGAAAACUUAUAGUUUUGCCAUUAGUUUCGAAAAAAAUAUCGGCGAAUAUGAAGUUAAAAUGGUUGUUGCUGUUGGUCGUGGUGGCCGUGACGUAUGUCGAAGCUGCUCCUGCUCCUUCGAUACUUAACCCAGUCCUAAAUACAUUAGGCCUUGGUAGUGGUGGUUGUAGUGGUUGUGGUGGCGGCAACGGUGGGGGUGGAGAUGGAGAUAAUGGGAACGGUGACGAAGGGGAAGGGGGAGACGAUAGAGGCACUGGAGUAGACAACCCUGGUGAUGAUGGUGAUGACGGUGGAGAUGAUGGUGGAGACGAAGGAGAAGGAGGAGACGGCGGCGACGAUGGAGGAGAUGAUGGCGGAGACGAAGGAGAUGGAGGAGAUGGUGGUGACGAAGGAGAAGGCGGAGAUGGUGGAGAUAAUGGAGAAGGCGGGGAUGAUGGUGGUGAAGGCGGGGAUGAUGGUGGUGAAGGGGGAGAUGGAGGAGACGGAGGAAAUGAUGGUGGAGACGGCGGAGAUGACGGAGGUGACGGAAGAGAUAGUGGAGCAAAUGGGGGAGAUGGAAAUUGCAGCAACUGCCAAAAAGGCAGCCCAGCUGCAGCCGCAGCAGCGGCAGCUGGCGGCGGUGCGGCCGCAGCAGCUGCCGGCCGUAGUGCGGCAGCCGCGGCGGCAGGCGGUGCUUAGCACUGAACCAAGUUUGAUUUUUUAAGUGAUAAAAUCUAAAAAAAUACAGUACACCAUUUUGCUUAUUUCAUUAAAUUAUAUACGUCGAUGUUGCACGAACAAAUCUAGUUUAAAUUUAGCACAAUGUCAUUUAAUUUUUCCCUAUGCUUUUAUAUUUGAUUAAACAAAGCCAUUUGAACGGUAUACACUUGUAAUGUUAACUACCCGUGUUUUUGUUUUAAUUCUGUAUUUUACUUUCCAAUAAAAAAAUGUGUUGCUGUGA